Acomys russatus (golden spiny mouse) is the source of this 3622-nucleotide messenger RNA. RefSeq names its product apolipoprotein B receptor (gene Apobr). Lineage: Eukaryota; Metazoa; Chordata; Mammalia; Rodentia; Muridae. The transcript has 4 exons. Gene Ontology annotation, molecular function: very-low-density lipoprotein particle receptor activity. The record is from RefSeq and is a predicted model, not a curated record. The coding region runs from base 121 to 3432 and encodes 1103 amino acids. Gene Ontology annotation, cellular component: membrane. Gene Ontology annotation, biological process: lipid transport; triglyceride metabolic process.
AUACGUCAGGGAGAGACAGGGGAAGAGGAAGUGUCUUGGGUGCUGCGGAGGACUGGCUUGCAUUAGUGGGUGGGGACGGAUGGUCAUUGUGAGCUUUCUGGACACGCAGAGACCUACAGGAUGGAUUUUCUCCGGCUUCACCUCCCUGGGCUGCAUCAGGCCUUGAGGGGAGCACUGGAUUCCCUCAAUGCUUUUGUGUCCUACCUCAUAGGAGAUACAGUCCCCACGGUAGCGAGGGAGCCGCAAGCAGCUGAGGAACUGGGGGAGCUGGCUGCGGGAGAUCCAGGGAAAGUGGUAGAGGAGGAAGCCCAGGAGGGACUGAAGGGACUUGGAAGUGGCCAGAGCAAGGGGGUAGAAGCACCUAAAGCGACUAUAAGAUGCCAAGAAGGAAGUUUAGCUGGCGAACAGACCUGGGGGUGGAGAGCAGACAGCUCUGCAAGGCCCCAAGGAGAAAGGCAGGACACUGGGUCCAGGAAGGCAGCUGAGGGGGCCAGGAGCCAGGAGCCAAGUGUUCCAUGGAAGCCCGAGGCUGGGUCUGGGGUUCACAGAGACAGGAGCAGCAAUAGACCCCAGGAACUCUGGGAGCAAGGUGAGGAGGAAGUGAGCAGUGGGGAGCUACUGAGAACCUAUGAACAGGAGGAAAGAAAGGGGGAGGUGGUCAGAGCAGCAGAGCCAGGGAUGGCCAGGGGGGUGGAGUCACAGCCAACCUGGCACAAGGAGCCUGAGGGGAAUGCUGGUACUGAUGGGCAGAAUGUAGCAAAGGACAGCAAAGAAACAGACUGGGUGGCCAAGGAGGUAGCUGCUGAGACAGACUCGGUGACCAAGGAGGUAGCCGCUGAGACAGACUUGGUGACCAAGGAGGUAGCCGCUGAGACAGACUCGGUGACCAAGGAAGUAGCCACUGAGACAGACUGGGUGACCAAGGAGGUAGCUGCUGAGACAGACUCGGUGACCAAGGAGGUAGCUGCUGAGACAGACUCGGUGACCAAGGAGGUAGCCGCUGAGACAGACUGGGUGACCAAGGAGGUAGCCACUGAGACAGACACGGUGACCAAGGAUGUAGCCGCUGAGACAGACUCGGUGACCAAGGAUGUAGCCGCUGAGACAUACUCGGUGACCAAGGAUGUAGCCGCUGAGACAGACUCGGUGACCAAGGAUGUAGCCGCUGAGACAGACUCGGUGACCAAGGAUGUAGCCGCUGAGACAUACUCGGUGACCAAGGAUGUAGCCGCUGAGACAUACUCGGUGACCAAGGAUGUAGCCGUUGAAGUGGAGGGGUUUGGGGCCAGAGAGGCUGAUGAAGAAGAGGAGAGGAUGGUCUCCGUGAAGGAUAGCCUUAGUGCAAGGGCACAGGGGACACAGUGCCCAGGGGCAGAACCUGAGGACUGGGCCGUAUUGGGUAGAGAGGCCUGGACAGUCUCAGGCAGGGAGGAGGCUGAGAGCCUAGGAAUUCAGGAGGCAGAAUAUAGGCCAGACUCAGGAGACAACAUCGCAGAAGCUACAGGGAGACUCUGGGUCCUAGAGGAGGCUUGCAAGGGAGACCAGCAGGAUGAGCCUGAUGAGAAGAGAGAGGCUCAAGUUAGGCUUCUACCCCAGACCCUGGAGACCGAGAGAACCGAACAGACGACUGAAGGCCAGCUAGCAGGGAGGGAGGCUGUGGGAGGCCAGGAGAUAGGGGACAGUCUUGAGGAUGACGGGAGGCAAGACUCAGCAAUGGGGAGUGAUGGGGGGAAUCUGGAAGAGAGGAUGCAGGCAGAAGAGUCCCCCAGGGAGGAAGGGAGCUACCUGGCCACAGAGGCUAUGCUAGUCCUGGCCAAGGAGGUUACAGAUAAGCCUGACUGGGAAGAAUCUCCAGAAGCCAGGCCGGAGGAACUGUUUAUGGGAGAGAAGAUUGAGGCAGCCCAGAUGAGAGCAGAGGUAUUGAAAGCAGAGGUCGCUGAAGGACAGGACUCUGAGCUGAUGAGGGGUUCCCAGACCUUGACUCCUCAACUUGAGGAAGGGCAGGAGGGUCAGGAAGAGACUAGGAGAGCUCCAGACCCGAGCCCAGAGGGGACGCUAUGCUUGGAGGAAUAUCCCAGGCCUGUGGAGUUUACAGGUCCUGAGUUAGAAGCCUGGGGAAGCUGGAGAAGGGAUGCGGACAGCAGAAAUAUCCAGAAGGUAAAAGCAGAUGUUGAAGCAGGUGAGGCAGAGACCGCUACAGGGCCAGCUGUGGAGAUCCAGACUGAAGGAGGCCAGGAGGCCCAACACCCAGAAACCCCAGGGUGGGGAGCAGAGGAGGCACUGGCCUCCAUAGCAGUGAACCAGGAGCUGGAAGGAAGCCAAGGAGCCGAGACAGGGCCAGGCCAGUCAGUGGGAGGAUCUGAGCUCACAGAAAACAAGGCUAGUGAGGGGGAGGCUGCAGAGCUUUGGGGAGCAGACGGAACGUGCGGGAAGGAUAGGCUAGAGGAGGAGGCUCCGAGCCCGCAGGACAGAGAGGAUACGCAGACUACUAGUUCUUUGGCUGCCGAGAUUAUCGUGGGUAUCAGGACUGUCGGGGCUGAGGAAGAGCUAAGAUGGGAAGCUGGGAUAGCUCCAGAAAGGGGGGCUGGGGGAGGCACGGAGCUGGAGGACGCUACAGAGAGGCAGAGUGGGCAAGGAGUUGGCUUGGAGGGUUCAGCAGAGGAGGAGGUGUCCGCCUACGAAAUCCAAGAGAGUGGUGGAACUGGAGAGGAAGAAGAGGCAGCGAUGGGGACAUCUGUGAUGGCAGAAGGGCUAAGGGGGGUGGAUGGUGUGACCGGAAGCUCCCAGGCAGAGAAAGCAGAGGGGCUUCUGGGACAUCAGAGGCUCCUGGAAGAAGAGGCUGGAAGAGCGCAAUCAACGGAGUCGGGGGACCAAAGUUCCAAGAGAGAGCCACAAGAUGUGGAAGACGCUGUGAGCGAAGGACAGAGUGCAAAGAUCCAGGAGGCCGAUCCGGAAGCUCUGGAGGACUCUUCCGGCCUGGAGAGGCAGCAGUCACACCAGAUCCCCACACUAGCUGUGCCUGAGUCAGCCUCUGAGUCAGCUGAGGCCACAGCAGGUGCCCCAGGGGGUGCUCACGGCAGCUGGAAUGAGGACCUGCUCCCUGGGUCCCGCCUGGAUGUCUCUGUCCCCCGGAGCCGCGUGCUUCUCUCACGAAGUUCCUCACGGCGGCGCUCAAGGCCCUCUUUGCGUCGUAUCUCUGCUCCUGAACCGCACCAUGACCCUCCCAGCCCCCAACCCCAGGAGGAGCCGGCAUUGUCAUUCCCCGAGCAGUCACUUCCCCAAUUUGUAGAAACUCCAGAGCUAAGUGCCACAAGGCCCGAAGGGACCCCAGUGCCAGCCAGGAGAAAAAUGCUGGGACAUGGGUUUGGCUUUGCUCAUCCUGGCAUGAUGCGGGAGCUGCAAGCCCGACUGGGCAAGCCAAAGCCACAGUGACGUGGGCCUAGAGCCCUUGUGAGUCAAGCCUGCUAAGGGAGGAUCAGAAGGCUCCUCUGGACCCUGGUCACCCUCGACUCCCUCGGACACUGGAAGACAUCUUUUUCACCCUCUGGGACUCAGCCUAAAUCGGAUGUUUAUGCAGACCUUGACUCUAAGAAGUCUGAUUUCCCCAGUGUGAGCUGCUGGA